This is a messenger RNA of Zootermopsis nevadensis, 2188 nucleotides long. RefSeq names its product signal peptide peptidase-like protein (gene SppL). Gene Ontology annotation, molecular function: aspartic endopeptidase activity, intramembrane cleaving. Gene Ontology annotation, cellular component: cytoplasmic side of endoplasmic reticulum membrane; lumenal side of endoplasmic reticulum membrane; Golgi-associated vesicle membrane. The record is from RefSeq and is a predicted model, not a curated record. Lineage: Eukaryota; Metazoa; Arthropoda; Insecta; Blattodea; Termopsidae. Gene Ontology annotation, biological process: membrane protein proteolysis.
UUGGAACUACUUCUCACGUGACCAUGUUUACUAAAAUGGCAGAAUCUUGUUUUCUGUCGUAGAGGCUGUUUGUGAAAUAAUGUUCGUAUUCGAAGAAACUGUUGGAAAUAUGACAAAUUGAUGGCGAUUUUAAAUCGGAUAUCUAAGGAGUUAUACGGUUGUCGCCAGAAGUUCUUCAUGGGGGAAAAGUUCUCUCUGAGGUGCUAGCGACGCCAGGCGCCGUCCUUGCAAUGGCCACACCAGUGGAUUACCAGUGGGCUUACUCCAUCAUGGAUUCUUCACGGGUCUCUACAUUUCUCAUCUCCAUUCUGCUUAUUGUGUAUGGCAGCUUCAGGUCGCUGAAUAUGGAGCAGGAGGCCCGUGAACGAGAAAAGGAGAAGGAACGAACGCAGAGUUUGACUGGCCUUCCAGCAGCAGCAGGAGGACCUAGUGGUGACAAUAAUGUGCAGACCCUUGACACAAUGCAGGCUUUGUGUUUGCCUUUGGGAGCAUCGAUUUCACUGCUAGUAAUGUUCUUUUUCUUUGACUCUAUGCAGAUGUUGUUCGCGAUCUGUACAGCAAUAAUUGCUACUGUGGCUCUAGCGUUCCUUCUUUUACCUAUGUGCCAGUAUGUGAUCCGGCCAUGUUCUGAUGGAAAUAAGAUCUCAUUCGGGGUAUGUGGACGAUUCACUGGUGCCGAACUUCUCUCCUUUUCAUUAGCCGUUUUCAUUGUAUGCAUAUGGGUUCUGACUGGGCAUUGGUUACUAAUGGAUGCGAUGGGGAUGGGUCUGUGUGUGGCUUUUAUUGCCUUUGUGCGCCUUCCAAGUCUGAAAGUGUCAACAUUGCUACUGACUGGACUACUUAUUUAUGAUGUAUUCUGGGUAUUUUUCUCAUCUUAUAUCUUCAAUACCAACGUUAUGGUAAAGGUUGCAACAAGGCCGGCAGAAAACCCUGUGGGCUUAGUGGCUCGUAAACUUCACCUCGGAGGUGUCGUAAAGGAGGCCCCUAAACUGUCGUUACCAGGAAAACUUGUGUUCCCUAGUAUCCACAACUCAGGACACUUUUCUAUGCUGGGUCUUGGUGAUAUAGUCAUGCCUGGAUUGCUUCUUUGCUUUGUUCUCCGUUACGAUGCCUAUAAAAAGUCUCAGCUGGUGCAUCUCGGAGAAACUGGUGUUCCUCCACCGAAGCAUUUCAACAAGCUCAGCUACUUCCACUGCUCUCUGAUUGGAUACUUCUUAGGCCUGCUGACAGCAACUGUCUCAUCAGAAGUGUUCAAAGCAGCACAGCCAGCUUUAUUAUAUUUGGUGCCCUUCACAUUGCUUCCCCUUCUUACUAUGGCCUACUUGAAGGGCGACUUGAGACGAAUGUGGAGCGAACCAUUCAUCGUACAUCCUCCGUCAAAACAUUUGGAAGUCUGACAAGACAUGUCAUCAGUUCUCAUGCUCUGCAAUUUAGCCUGUUGUGGUGGAACUGCUGCUGCAUCGGCUGUGCCUGUUGUAUUUAAGUGAUCGGAGUGAAUGAGCAGAAAAACAGUGUCCUGUAUAUUUGUUUUCUGUUGUUGAAAAUGUGUUAAGUUGUGAACGAGCUGAAGAUAUACAUUCCUUAUUCAGCUUGUUGGAACUGCAUUUGUCUGUUAGAACAAUGACAGAGCAAAGGAAGUCUUCAUCGGACGUGUUUAUCCAGCCACACCAUUCUUCAUUUGUUCAUUCCAACAUAAAUAAUGGAAUAAAUCUAGCAACACAGGAAACUGUCAGUUCAGUCCAAUAUGCCUGUGCUGAUAUCACUGACAAAAUUUAAAACAAAUAUUUUGAUUACCACCUACACCCGACAACCCCACAAAAUCUAUAAUGCCUAUUUCAUUUUGUGCAUUAGUUGGAAGAGAAGGCCUACUGUAAUAAUACUCGUUGCUGUAUUACAUGAUCUUGACCUGCGGUGAGUAUGCAUGUAUGUUUAUAUGUCGAUUAAUGUAGGUUAAAUCGAUUUUUACUUUUGUUGAUUUUAGGAUGUCCAUUAUGUUCUGUUACUUUAAUGAAACUGAUUUUAUAUUGCAUUUUAUUACUGAAAUAGUGAUUAUGUUGAGGUGGUGAUGUGUUCUUGAUUAAAUAUGUGUUUCUUGCGAUUGUAAAAAUGAGAUUGAUUUCGCGUGAAAUUGUCCAGCAAGUGACAAGAAACAUUAAAGGUGAGCAAAACCAGGAGGGUACAGUGGGAA